This is a messenger RNA of Balearica regulorum gibbericeps (East African grey crowned-crane), 5263 nucleotides long. The record is from RefSeq and is a predicted model, not a curated record. NCBI's taxonomy places the organism in Eukaryota, Metazoa, Chordata, Aves, Gruiformes, Gruidae.
AUGAAUCCUGUAAAUACUGAUACUCCAACAACUGGACGCCGUGUGUCACUGAAAAAUAAGUCUCUCUCAGAAAUUUCAGCUGAAACUCAAAGGGAAGAUUCAGUGUGCAGAAAUGAUAGCCUCAAACAACUGCCUUUGGCAGAAAAUAAAUGCUUAAAACAAAGACGAAAUAGUAAACAGCAUACCGCAGGGAAACCUGUAAAAGCAGAGGUGCUGAAAGAAAUUUGUGAUCAGGCAAACUUUGUUAACUCACAAGAGGGACGUUCUGAAACUCCUGCCUCUUUUUCAAAUUCCAAGAGUCCCAGAAGAAAUGACAGGCAAAGUAAAGAAUUAUCAAACAAAAGUGUCCAUCCAGAGACACUGGCUUCAGAAGAGUUGGCCUCAGAACUGGCAUCUCCUGCUGGUCAGAAGUCUGACUCUGGAAGGAAAAGGGGUAGGCCAAGGACCUCUGGACUGCUGACUGAAAGAGCAUUAGAGACAAAUGCCGUUGAAGAAAAUCACGAUAAGACAACAGACAGAAAGGACAGUGGAACUGAAGAAGAGCUGGCCACAAAGGGGAAUCACCAGAAACAAGAUUUGGAAGAUGCUGGUGUUAUGAGACCUCGUAGAUUGUCAUCCAAAAGGAGGUCUUCUGGAAGUGCUACUGUACUGAAAGACAAUGAGGCUGUCUCAGAAGUGAAUAUUUCUGGCCUCUUGGCUGGAGAAGAGUCAGUAAGAAAAAUAAAAGGUCAUUUUAGUACAGGUCACGCAGAGUCACCUGCUACAAUAGUUGUAGGUAGAGCUUAUUCCACCACAGUCAGAACGGCUGGACGGGUGCCUAAAGUGGUAAAAAAUCCUAUCUUGAAGCUAAACAUGAAUAUGGACGAAAGCUUCACAGGAAUGACUGAAAUGUUCCAAACUCCAGAAAAUAAGAGUGGAAAAACAUUACCUUUGGCCACUGUUCAGAAGAUUGAUUUUACACCAACAUGUACUGCAGUGGAAAUUUCUGAAUUGCAGACUCCUGAAGAAUCUGGAGAAAUGAUGGUGUCACCGUUAAAUAGUUCAGAUGCUUCAGAACAGACACAAGAUAAUCCAGGCAUUUGUCACUUUCUGAGAGAGGAAGAGUCUCUAAAGUCUAUGUUUGAUGCAAUACCCACAAACACUCCUGAAAACAGAAAAGUCACCCUAGAAGAAAAUACUAGUGUGGAUAGUUUGUCAGUAAUUCCAGAUAAACAAGCAUCUCGGAUUAAAUCAAGAAGUAAAAGGAGGACCCCAAAGCAAAGUUCAGAACCAGUAGAAAACUUGUUGGGUGUCAAGGAGCUCAUGAAGACCCCGAAGCAGAAGUCAGAGCCUGUAGAGGCCUUGUCAGGCAUCAAGCAGCUUUUGAGAACCCCAAAGCAAAGGUCAGAACCAGUAGAAGCCUUGUCGGGUGUCAAGGAGCUCAUGAAAACCCCGAAGCAGAAGUCAGAGCCUGUAGAGGCCUUGUCAGGCAUCAAGCAGCUUUUGAGAACCCCAAAGCAAAGGUCAGAACCAGUAGAAGCCCUGUUGGGUGUCAAGGAGCUCAUGAAAACCCCGAAGCAGAAGUCAGAGCCUGUAGAGACCUUGUCAGGCAUCAAGCGUCUCCUGAAGACACCAGAGCAAAAGUCUGAGCCACUGAAAUAUCAACCAGUAGAAGACAUGAUUGGGGUUAGCCGUAUUUUCAAGACACCAAAGGAAAAAGUUGAACCCAUAGAAGAUAUGUUUGGUAUUAGUAGAUUAGUGAAGACUCCGAGAGAGAAGUAUCAACCAGUUGAUGAUUUUGUGGGUCUGCAAAAGCUUAUGGCAGAACCCAGGCAGACAUGUUCCGAUAUUGAAGUGGACUAUGUUGGAGUUAAGGAAAUGUUUGAUAUACCAGAGGAAAUGAAGGUCAGAUCAGUAAACGUUAUGGAUUCUAAGCAAAAAGAUACUGCACCUCCUUGUACUAAUUCCAGUCACAACUAUGAAGACAAAGGCAAUACUUCACAAGAUGAAGAUUCUCAACAGAAGGAAUCUACUAGUGAAGACCAGUCUACUCAGAGAUCAACAAGGGGCAGAUCAAGGAAGACAGUACAUCCUGCUUCAGCAAAGCAGUGUGAAAAGAACUUGAAUUUAAAAGAGUUGCAAGGUGUGGAAAACAAGAGCGCCCAAGAGGAGAUGGGAGAGAUCAAUACUUCAGUAGCUAAAAACAAAGGAAGAGGAAGGAGAACAAACCGUUGCAUACAAGAAGAGAUUGUUUCAAAGCACCCUGAUCAAGAAAAAGUUGAAACUGUUUUGUUUGUGGAACCACGUGGAGCUACUCAAAGACCAGGAAGAGGUAAAAGAAAAGAACCGAAGGAGUUAAAACCUCCAAGUGAGAAUCUUGAGUCUUGUGGCAAAGAUUCUUCAGUGCAACAGGAAAAACCAGCAAAUAUGGAACAGACUUUGCAGGCAUAUGGCAUCAAUGACGUAUUAGAAACUGAAGAUGAUGCAACAGUAAGUGUAUCGAGCAGCAUUCAAAAUGAAAAUUGUCAACUGCAAACAGGUUUAAAAAAACCUGAAAACAAAUCUAACAAAGGUAGUGUAGAAGACAGUGAAGAAAUGCUUCUGUCACCUAGGAAGAGAUCUAGAGGAGUAAAAAAAGAAAACACAGAACCACUUAUUCCACCUAAAAGAGGAAGAAGAGCUAGAACUGACCAAGUUAAACAAGCUUCUUCAGAGGACCUUCGUGGGACAACAAGAAAGCUUCGUAAAGACCCAUCAGCAAAGAUGAUAAAAAGAGAUGAACAGACUUUUGACAAAAAUACUGAGACUGCCAUAGCAGAAGAAUCUGAAAACAGAACUAAACUUGAAGUAAAGAUGACAGAGAAAAGAGUUAAGUUUUUAAGAAGUGCUAGAAAGCAAACUGAAGUAAACGCAGACAUUUGUGGGAUGGCACUUGAAAAUAUACAAAACAUUCAGAAAACCAAGGAAACUUCACCUGAAAGGGAUACUGAAACACAAUCACACAUCAAAAGUGAGAUUAAAGCGUCUCGGGGAGAUGGAACAGAAAAUGCUCAGGAAAAUACAACAGAGGCAUCUCAAAGAUUAAAGGCAGAAUCACCUUCUGGAGAGACGAACAAAAUGCCAGUUACUGCUCUGAACUUGGAAGCAAACAGAAGUGCAGUACAAGAAACAAGCAGAACUAGAAACAGGAGAGGCAAAAAUGACUCUUUGGAGAAAAAGACUGAUGAAUUUGCCAAAGAUGUAAACAAACUAGAACUAAUUAUGCCCAAAUUUAAGUCAGAAACAGAAAUGGAUGAAUCUUCUCUCAAAGAUUCUUUGGGCUCUGUUCGUGUCGAGAAUAUGUACCAAGUCACAAAGGACCAGAACAAGCCAACUGGCACAUCAAUGCCUGCUGCAAACAGUGACAGUCUUCCACAUAGCCAUCAAAAGCGGUCAAGAAAUGAACAGGGAAUACUUAAAGCAAAGCAAACCAAAAUCCUGCAGGAGAAUCAAGCGCAAAACAGUGGAACUGCAUGUAGAAGAGGCAGAGGUAGAAAAGCUAAUUUUGAACUUGAAGAAGCCAGUUCCAAAGUGAGUGGAGGAAAAAGUAGUUUACCUGAGGAUGACAAAGGAAUAACUUGCAAAGAUGGUCAACAUGAGGCUUCAGAAAAUCCUUCUUCACAAGUAAGGAGGAGCAGAAGAAAGCAAACUGACUCCAUUCCACAAAUAGCUUGUUCUACCUUUACAGAAAAAAAAACAUUAAUUGCCGAUCAUAGUAAAGAUGAGGCUUCUGUAAAAGAGCAAGAUUCAACUUUGGAAGCUACUCCCUCUUCAACAGAAGACAAUCCACAGAGACAAGGGAAAAUACAAGAGGUUGCUGCAGCAUCACAAACAUCUAGAUCUCUUUCUAUCAGAAAAAGACGUGGGUUGCUAGAAGGUGGUGAUAAAAAGAUGACUGAGAGACAAGAUCAAAAUCCAGCUUUGGGAAAUAAAACUUUGCAGGCAAAAGCAAAUGCAUCAGCAAGGGACAAAAGGAAAAAGAUUGAUCUAGCAGCGGAGGCAAAAAGUUCAUCUUCUCUCCAGAGAAAAUGUGUCUUGUCAGAAACUGAUGAUAAAGAGGAGAGUACUAAUGAAGAACAAAAUAUGCCUUUGGAACCAGUGUCCUGUGCAAAAGAGAAGCCAUUAGGAAGGGGCAGAAAGAAAGAAACUGUUCUGGCAUCACAUACAACUGAUUACAUUUCUCUUAGAGGAAAACGUGGUUUGCCAGCAGAUAAUGGUAGAGAAGAAGCUCCUAAAGAAGAUCAAAAUGUUCCAAAUCAACUGAGAAAAGGCAGAAGAAAAGAAAUUGCCCUCUUAGAAGCCCCAAGUUCUACUUCUAGUCAGGGAAAACAGGGCUUAUCAAAAGAAAGUAGUAGAAAGAAUAACGAUGGGGAAGCAAAAAAGCUGAUUUUGGAAAAUUCUGCUUCCCAAGAAAAAAGGGAUCUUUCAAAAGGGAACUCGAGGCAAACAAUCACUUCAGCAGCUGUUAGUUCCACCUCACUUCAAGGUUUUCCAGAAGAUGGUAAGAAUGAAACUCCUGAAGAACAGCGGAGUAUACCUUUGGAAGUAGCUCAAUCUGCAAAAGAAAAUCCGUCAAGAGUGGGCAGAAGGAAAACAACUUCUUCCAAAUCUGAAGAAACUAGUUCUACUUUUCUCAGGGAAAAACCUGGCUUGCCCAAAGACAGAGGUCAAAAGAGGAUUCUUAAAGUAGAUGAAGAUGCAUCUCUAGAAAAUAAUUCAUCCCGGGAAAAAACAAGGCAAUUGAGGAGUACAAGGAAAAGGGUACAAGUCACAUCAGAGGCAGCUACUUCUACUUCUCUCCGUAAAAACGGCGACUUGCCAGGAAAUGUUAACGCUUUAGAAACUCAAAAUGGGUGUUUGGCGUCCACUGGUUCUGAAAAAAAUAAUAAGUCUGGAAAAGAAGAGGCUAACCCUGUACAACAGGCAACUUCCACUUCUCGCAGAAGAAAAUGUCUGUUGCCAGCAGAUGACUUAGCAUCCAAAAGGUUAAAAUCAGAAGCCCUUACUGUUAAUCAAGAGAGGAAGAUUAAAGAAGAUCAGAACUACCAGCCUGAAGUGCAUUUUGCAUUUGACUACACCUUUCUACCCGUGCAUGUGUAUUGUCCUGGAAAAAACAGCAUAGAGAUACGCAAGCUGUUAGGAGCAGCUUCUGCUCGUAUCUCUGCAGAGAGAAGGUCUCAAGCUCUUCGGAAACGUUUACUAGAUCACAAGGCACAGGUAGCUGCUUUUGUUGCCUCUGUUGCAG